AUGAAGUCAGUGGGUGCCUCCAAGUUGCGUGUUGAUGUCGGAGCUACUUGGAUUUCUCGUGAUCAGAAAAAUAUGCUUAAUCUCGUGAAUGACUUCCAUCUAAAGACUUUUUCUCAGCACGGUGAUGGCAUGGCCUGGUGCCAGUUUGGUGUAUCAAAGCCAAAAUGCUACGGCUCCUCGAAACUUGUACGGCAAGUCCCGUUAAAAGAAGCUUUUGAUGUGUGGUGGAGCAUAAGAAAGAUGGACAAGCUUGCGGAGCAGGUAUUAUUUUGA
Molecule: messenger RNA, 273 nt
Organism: Strongylus vulgaris
Lineage: Eukaryota; Metazoa; Nematoda; Chromadorea; Rhabditida; Strongylidae
Source: the annotation of a GenBank genome assembly